Messenger RNA from Haliotis rubra (blacklip abalone), 2287 nucleotides. Its product is annotated as zinc finger protein 367-like. The transcript is spliced from 4 exons. Gene Ontology annotation, molecular function: RNA polymerase II cis-regulatory region sequence-specific DNA binding; DNA-binding transcription factor activity, RNA polymerase II-specific. The coding region runs from base 113 to 844 and encodes 243 amino acids. Gene Ontology annotation, biological process: central nervous system development; regulation of transcription by RNA polymerase II. The record is from RefSeq and is a predicted model, not a curated record. Gene Ontology annotation, cellular component: nucleus. Lineage: Eukaryota; Metazoa; Mollusca; Gastropoda; Lepetellida; Haliotidae.
GGCAGGUAUGAACAUGAAAGCUUGCUUUAUUUACAACGCAUGUUAAAAGACCUGCGAUGUAAGUAGGCCAUGCAUUCCACCAGUACUGCCACAUCCACGGACACAAAUCACCAUGCAUCCGUUAACCUGGAGUAACGAAGUCCAUUCCUGCCAGUUUUCGCCACCCAUUAUUUCACGUGAGGGGGAGGGAGAGGACGAAAAUGGGGACUCCAGUUCAUAUAACGGUAAAGAUGCGAUCAAGCGGGGAAGACCUAGGGCCGACGCUAUAUCAUCGCUCAUACAAGAAGGAAAUUCGUCAAGAAGCAGAAUUCGCUGUCAAAUCUGCAGCCGCGUCUUUCCUCGGGAGAAAUCACUUCAGGCACACCUGAGAACGCAUACAGGUGAGCGUCCCUAUUCGUGUGAUUUUCCUGGAUGUGGCAAAGCAUUCUGUCAGAGUGGGCAGCUGAAGACUCACCAGCGGCUGCACACAGGGGAGAAGCCCUUCGCCUGCUCUGUACAAGAUUGCCAAAGUCGCUUCACGCAUGCAAACCGCCACUGUCCCGACCACCCAUACGCUUCCCUGCAGCGGGUGGAGACAGACAUUACGUCAUCGCCCACCUUCAAAAGUAACAGCUAUGAAGUUCAACAGUGGCUAAUACGGUAUGAUGCCCAGCGCAAGGAACGAAGUCAACUCAAGUCACCUGUCAAGCGCCGUCUCUAUGAUGAGAAGGACGAUGAAGAUAAUCUCCAUGCAAAAAAGAGCGGCCACAUUUCGAUGACAUCCCCCUUACAGCAGACUGAACAAAGAGAUAAAUGGAUUUCUGCACUGGCCCUCAUGGAACUCGCCCGUGGUGUUGUGUCAUGACAUCAUUAUCCGUCCAAUGUCUUCACAAUAUUUAUGAAUUUUGCUAUACAAUUUGCUUUUUUAUAAUGGAAGUUUUAUUUAUUCCUGAGGUGUUCAAUGCUUGGCAAUUUUUGAGCUCAGCAUUCCAUGAUGCUGCCGUCCAUUUCCAAUAUUGCUCCAUAUCAUUGUAAUGAUAUUGUCAAUGACAUCACAAAGCAUAAUUAUUCACACCCCAACAAUGGGUGCCAUUCCUUUAUGUUACUCAAGUUUGUGUGUCCUAAAUGCCAUCCGUCCUAACAUAUUUAUGAUCUACUAUUUACGUUUUCCACUCCGUCCUAACAUACAGGUACCCCAAGUCAUUUCUAUCUGUCCGUCCAGCUGAUGUACGAAGUGGUGCUUGUUUCAUGCUAAAUUAUAACCAGGUUCAUAGUUGUACAACAUUUGUUAUAUUUACUCCAAACUAUUUAUUUGUAUUGGACUUGCCCUAAUAUAUUUUAUUUUCUUGACUUUGGAAGAAACUUGAAACAUUCCAGAGAGACCGUCCUCUGAUAUACUGCAAUAGCGAGUGUGGGAAGGCUCAAGUACGAUGUUCUUCUGUAUGAGAAUGAAGGCUGUAUAUUUUAUCAUCUUUUAUUGGUGUCCAUAGAAGUAUCACUUAGUAGUUUAUUGUUGUAAUGUCCUAGAAAAUCCUAUCUUCAUUAAUAAUUGGUGCUUUACUGUAAUCACACUAAACAAAACACGGCAUCACUCAGAUCAUUCCUAGAAAUUGAUGUGUUCAUAGUAAACUUGUGGCAUUUACAGUAAGUCAUCCAUUGUGUACCAAUGUACUACUCCAAAGAAUUUAUAACACACAAGAUUCUUUCAUCUUGAUGUGGUUAUUGCACUGAUGCUAUAUCAGAUUAACAACAAUAUUAUGAAAGAAUCAUGUUCAUUGAUUUUUUGUGUGUGAUAUAUGAUAAAACACACUACUACAUAUUAAGAAUUCUAUAAAAAUCAAUUUAAGUUUUGCUAGGAUAUCAGCUUAGUGCAUCUGAACCAGAUGAUGAGAGUAACCAUUAGCUGUGGCUAGUCCUUCUUGAACAUGACAAAAAUGUUCACUAAGUUUACAUGUUCUGUCACUUACGUUCAUUGCCAAUUUGUAGCAAAAUUGAAGCAUUUGGAAUUAUAGUCAAACAACGGUACUGGUAAUAAUGGACUACCAAUAUAUUUAUAUUGUAAAUGUGUAACAGUACUUGUGUCACUGGUGAAGUGUGAAUAAUAUUACCAGCAGAAUGGGAGGAGUUUUUGUGGUGUGCAUGUCCUCCAUCCCUCUGUACUAUGUAUCUCCUUGUACACAGAUUGGUCUUCAGUCCUGCAGGUGUAAGUAAUGGCUGUAAAUCCCCAUUAAAAGGUGAGGUGAGGUGAAAUUGGGUUUAACAUCGUGCUUGAGAAUGUUUCGCUCAUAUGACGAUGUGCAUGCGUGUA